This is a messenger RNA of Hydractinia symbiolongicarpus, 1383 nucleotides long. RefSeq names its product methylated-DNA--protein-cysteine methyltransferase-like. Gene Ontology annotation, cellular component: nucleus. The transcript is spliced from 4 exons. Bases 307 to 858 code for a protein of 183 amino acids. The record is from RefSeq and is a predicted model, not a curated record. Gene Ontology annotation, biological process: DNA repair. NCBI's taxonomy places the organism in Eukaryota, Metazoa, Cnidaria, Hydrozoa, Anthoathecata, Hydractiniidae. Gene Ontology annotation, molecular function: methylated-DNA-[protein]-cysteine S-methyltransferase activity.
UAUCUUUAAUAUGCAUGAUUUUUCACAAUCAAAUAUUUCUCGCCAAAGUAUUUUAUAUUUUCCUAGAAGAACACAACUAAGAACUUUCUCAGCUAGAAUUUACACAUUCUCAAAAAAGUAAUAUGUAGUUUUCAGUUUUCUAUACAACUUGGAAUAAAGAACAACAUCUCCAAAUAUGCAGUGAAGAAUAAGAUUAAUGGUAUCAGCUGGAUUAAAGACAUCGUAUUUUCUGUUGUUAUUUUUGACAUACCAUAUUUAUAGGAUGUUUUAAUUAUUUUAGCUUAUUGUUUCUAAAUAAUUAUUAACAUGAGUUGUGUUGUGCAAAAAUACAUCAUUACGUCACCUAUUGGCAAAAUUUUGAUCGAAUCUUGUGUUAAAGGUCUUCAUUUUGUGAAGCAGAAUGAAUACACAACAGAUGAACUUUUUCAACCAGACAAAAGAAUACACGUAGAUUUGGUGGAAGAAGAAUCAGACAAACUUAACGAAAUCAUUUUAAGCACGAUAAAAUGGUUUCGAGUAUAUUUUACAGACCCACUAGAAGCAUCUCGUUUAUCACUACCAAACAUAUGUGUCGCUUCAAACCAAGGUUCAUUUCGAGAGAUUGUUUGGUUAGCGUUGGCUGAAAGUGUCAAAGCAGGUGAAACUAUAUCUUACGGAGAGUUGGCUAAACUAGUUAUGAAACCAGGGGCGUCAAGAGCUGUCGGCAGUGCGAUGUCAAAUAAUCCGAUCUCAAUUAUCGUCCCUUGUCAUCGUGUCAUUAAAAGUGACGGUAGUCUGGGUAAUUACGCCAAAGGAUGUCGGAACAAUGUCAAGAAAUGGCUGUUGGAAUACGAAGGAGCCAUAAACAAUGUGAAAUGAAUAUUGUCGUUAUCAAUAAACUGUCUGUUGCAGGCUGGACUAUUAAAAUCUUUAUUUUAAUACACGUGUUACGUAACGGUUUAUUCAUCUUAAAAUUGUAAACAGGUCGAACUUGAAGUAGUAAAUCAAAUCAAGAAGCCAAUUUAUGUUUUUUAUCAGCUUGUGUAUUGAUUUCAACAAAUAGACGAUUUAAAAAUGUGGAAAAUUUAAUUUCGAUAAAGAAGAGUUGAAGAAGCACAGUUGUAAUUAUUUUUGUUACAUUUUCUUUGUUUGUUAUGUUUUAUAUUAUAGUUAUAUUUUUCAACAAGCAUAUCUUAUGUGACAGUAAAAUAUGAAUGAAAAUGAGGUUGAUGUUGAUGUGCGGAUAUGAAUUUACAUUAAUGUAUAGUUCUUUAUUUAUCACGAAUAGCUAAUUAAGUUUAAUUGUUCAGUGUGUCCAUCCCUGUCACAUGGAAUUAUAACAUCCGCCAUUUGUUCCAUUGAUAUUUUGUGAACAUAGUACUUGAUAUAUAUUUCCUAUGACGA